UUUCAGUCCGAGGAAGAAGAUGAAGAGGUAGAGAAAGAAGAGGAAGCUCUAAAGAAAAGUGCGGACUGGGUAUCUGACUGGUCAAGUAGACCUGAAAAUAUUCCCCCCAAGGAAUUUCAUUUCCGCCACCCCAAGCGCUCAGUGUCUCUGAGCAUGAGAAAGACUGGCGCCAUGAAGAAAGGGGGCAUUUUCUCUGCAGAGUUCCUGAAAGUGUUUAUCCCUUCUUUAUUCAUCUCUCAUAUUUUGGCUCUGGGCCUGGGAAUAUACAUUGGAAAGAGGCUGACCCUUCCAUCUGCCAGUUCCUAUUGA
Molecule: messenger RNA, 309 nt
Organism: Staurois parvus
Lineage: Eukaryota; Metazoa; Chordata; Amphibia; Anura; Ranidae
Source: the annotation of a GenBank genome assembly